Molecule: messenger RNA, 2073 nt
Organism: Zingiber officinale
Lineage: Eukaryota; Viridiplantae; Streptophyta; Magnoliopsida; Zingiberales; Zingiberaceae
Product: protein SMAX1-LIKE 5-like
Exons: 2
Coding region: 1-2073 (690 amino acids)
Source: RefSeq, a predicted model, not a curated record
AUGAGAACUGGAGUGCGUGCAGUUCACCAGGCCCUCACUGCUGAGGUCGCCUCAGUUCUCAAGCUCUCCCUCGACCUGGCGACGAGGAGAGGCCAUGCUCAGGUCACACCCCUCCAUGUUGCUGCCACCCUCAUCAGCUCCUCCUCUGCCUCCUCCGACCUACUCAGGAGAGCUUGCCUCAAGUCCCAGCCGCACCGCCCCUCUGCCUUCCACCACCCUCUCCACUGCAGAGCUCUUGAGCUCUGUUUCAAUGUGGCUCUCCACAGGCUUCCCGCCGCCACCUCUCCCUUCUCCGGCGCUCUCCUACCUUCCCCUCCCUCCCUCUCCAACUCUCUCAUCGCAGCCAUCAAGAGGGCCCAGGCCAACCAGCGAAAGGGCAGCAUUGAGCUCGACCAACAGCAGCCUCUGUUGGCCAUCGAGGUGGGAAUGGAACAACUCAUGCUCUCCAUUCUCGACGACCCCAGUGUGAGUAGGGUGAUGAAGGAGGCCGGCUUCUCUAGUAGAUGCGUCAAGAGCCAUCUCGAGGAAGACGCCUAUGCUUUGAGCCAAUCCUCGCCGUCGCUGAGUGAGGACCUGAGGAUGGUUAUAGAAGCGAUGCUCAGGAAGCAGGGGAGCACCAACACCGUUGUGGUGGGGGGCUCUGGCUCUUCGUCGGAAGGCCUUGUGGCCGAGCUGUUGAGGAGGUUGGGCAGGAGUGAGAUCCCCGACGAGCUCAGACACGCCAGUUUCUUAAAUCUACAACUCUCCUCUUCCCACCUCCGGCUCAUGCGUAAGGCCGAUGUGGAAUCGAAUGUAUCUGAUCUCCGAAGAACCAUCAAUUCUCUAACAUCUGGUAGAAAUGGCAUCAUCAUCUACGCAGGCGACUUGAGUUGGGCAGUGGAUGAUGAAGCAACGGAGCACGUAGUUGCUGCCAUGGGCAGACUGCUCUCUGAGUUCAAUAGCAGCGCGAAGAACAGGGUCUGGCUGUUGGCCACCGCAAGCUACGGCACCUACCGGAAAUGCCAAACAAGGAAGCCUUCUCUCGAAAUUCUAUGGUCCCUCCAAGCUGUGGUGGUUCCCUCAGGUUGGCUUGGCUUGGGCCUCCAAGCCUCCAGUAGCCUCGAUUCGAGGGUGUCAAAUAUCAGCCAACUCCCCGUUGAACUACUCGAUCUGCAGCGCCAACUGCAAGAGGAAAUCCCUUGGCAAUCGAACAGAAUUCCUGCAAUCAUGAAAGCAUUGCAUGACUGUUCUACAGGCGAUAAGGUCAUGGCACUGCUGAUUAAAGGGAGCGAUUACAUCGCCAAGAGAAGAGUAGCAUUGGUCAUGGCCAGGUCCAUUUUUGGCUCGACGGAUAAGCUAAUACGGAUUAAGCGAGAUGAUUCGUGCUGCAAGAUCGUCAUGGGUGCCAUAAGAAGGGCGGCGCAGAAAUGCAUAGUCUUGGUGGAGGAUAUCGAUCGAAUGAGCGAUCAUUUCGUUAAACCAUUCACAGAUGCCUUAAAAGUUGGAUCUUUUAAGGACGGUUUAGGAGAAGAAGUUCGCUUAGCUGAUGCGAUCUUCAUACUGACAACUUCUCAGGUGACCAGAUUAAAGAGUGCUAAUGACGUCAGUAGGGAUGAAGAUGCAUCAUCAUCCAGUGAUCUCGAGAGGAGUUCGAAGAGGCUGCGGACAGAAGAUCACGGCCGUUUCGAUCUUAACUUCGAACCGUAUGUUAACGUAGAGGAGGAGACUGAAUGCAUCAGCUUCCAUCUCCCACAGGAGCUUCUGCAAACCAGUGUUCAGCUCAGUUUAAAUGCCGGGGUGGGUCAGUACCAGGAACUUAAGGUCAGUCUUCUCACAAAGCUCCAUCGAGCGUUCGAGGAUAUGCAGAAUGGAAAGGUCAGAAAGGGGAAUCUGGUUGUCGAUCCAGGAGUGGCAGAGGAGCUAAUGCAGGAGUCUGGUUUCUUCCUCGAGAGCUUCUUCGAGAAGUGGGCGAGAGAGGUGAUCCGUGCGAAUCUACAAACUGCUCGAGAAGGCGGCGGGAACGUGAGGUUGAGUUUGCAAGGUAGAGAGAGACUCCGAAAUGCAUGGUUUCUUGGCUUCCCUGCUGCCAAAUAG